This is a messenger RNA of Lobosporangium transversale, 468 nucleotides long. RefSeq lists its product as hypothetical. NCBI's taxonomy places the organism in Eukaryota, Fungi, Mortierellomycota, Mortierellomycetes, Mortierellales, Mortierellaceae. The record is from RefSeq and is a predicted model, not a curated record. The transcript has 4 exons. The coding region runs from base 1 to 468 and encodes 155 amino acids.
AUGCUCAUGUUCUUGGCAACAGAGCAUGAUCGAAAGAUUCAUGUCAGUCGCGAAAAUAGGAUCGCACCCAGCCUCAGCAUAUUGGAGAGGCAGCAGGCGGAGCAACCUCAGAGCACAUAUAAUUCAAGCAUUCAUACAUCGGACUCAUCUGGCUCUGGAUCCCAGAUAGAAGCAUGUUUACGGCCCCACAAGAGCAGUCAGUUGCUUGGAGUUAGCACUCGGCAAAUGACAGCGAUGCCUACUAAGGACCUCUUCAGCUGUUGCUUCGAAUUUAGCCAGGGGAUCCAUAUCCGAAACCGUCGAGGUCAAAUCGGUGCUGUAGCCGACUAUAACUCCAUGAAGUCAAGUGGCUAUCGGCCCAAGCUCCUCAAACGCAGCUCCACGGCCUCUGACACCGAUUCGAUCCAAAAAUCUGCUCCGUUAGGCGAGAAGGGACCAAUGUGUAUAGAUAUGAGUCGGCUAUACUGA